This is a messenger RNA of Oldenlandia corymbosa var. corymbosa, 2840 nucleotides long. The record is from the annotation of a GenBank genome assembly. Lineage: Eukaryota; Viridiplantae; Streptophyta; Magnoliopsida; Gentianales; Rubiaceae.
GAGCGAUACUCAUCAAUGUCUGUGUGCAAAAAUAAUUUAGAAAUGCAAAAAUAAAAGUUUUUUUCAUCUCAAAAAGAGAAAGGGAAAAAAGUCCGUUUGGGUUUGGGUUCGUCAACUAACGGCGUUAAGUGGACUGGUCAAUUUGACAUGUACUUUUGGCGGACUUUUUAACAUCGUUAGUUCACUGCGCUAAUCUAGAGAGGUGAACCGAACAUCGGAAAAUGGGCAACGAUGAUCUGAACGGCGAUGCAGAAGAAGAAGAAGUAGUAAAGGCACUUCUCCGGGACGCUUUCGGAGAAUCCUCCUCAUCAUCGUCAGCUGAAGACGACGAAGAUGUAAAGAACCCUGGAGGAGGAGCAGCAUUAAUCCCUAAUUGGGAAAAAAUCAGGGAGAUCGAUGGGUUAUGGAUAUGCAAAGACUUCCUAUCUCCCGACCAACAAUCUUCUUUGCUCUCUUCAAUAAACAAAGAAGGAUGGCUGAACGACGCCUCUAGCAACCAGGCUAUGAGAUUUGGAGAUCUUCCCAGGUGGGCUGUUGAACUUUCGGAUUCGAUACGGGAGGCUGUUUUCUUCAGUCAUGGUCUCACGGAAUCAGCAGGCGUAGCAAAUUGUGAUCCAAGUGAAGAAGGGUCUCCCUUUCCAUCAGAUUUGCUGUGGAGGGAACCACUGUUUGAUCAACUUAUUAUGAACACAUAUGAACCAGGCGAGGUCUGUAGUAGCAUUCCUUCUUCAAUUUUUCCAGAAAGUAGUUCCGUCUCUGCUCCAACCGCCUGUUUUGAGUGUUCUGUUUGUUAGCAAAUGCAUAGAUUACCUGUUGGCAAAUUUUGAUCUUAUUCUGGAAGUGGAAACUCUGUUGAACUAAUAAAUGUUGAGGAAAAAAAAGAAAAGGAACUAAAAAUGACCUGCAUAAUUGAUAAGAUGCGAGUAAGCAUAUGAUCAAUGUAGGGCAUAAAAGCAAAAGGAAGUGAGAGAAACUUACUAUACAUUGUUAUUCUCUAAUUAGUAUAAAACAUGUUUCAAGUGGUGCUUGGUAACUUUCUGCUUAAUUGUUUUGGACUACAUUCAUAUAUUUAUUACUUGCCUAAUGCAGGGGAUCUGCGCUCAUGUGGAUCUUAUGCGGUUUGAAGACGGAAUUGCCAUAGUUUCUUUGGAAUCAUCCUGUAUCAUGCAUUUUACUCCAGCUGACAACCGUGACUCGAGUAAUUCCCAUAGUGAAAAGAUUCCGGUGUAUCUAAACGAAGGAUCGCUUGUGUUGAUGAGUGGAAAGGCACGGUACCACUGGAAGCACGAGAUUAAUAGGAAGCCUGGGUUUCAGGUAUGGAAAGGAAGAGAAAUUGAUCAGAGGAAGCGAACCUCCAUAACUUUGAGGAAGCUUUGUCCCACCGCUGCAUCAUGAAAACAUGUAAUGAUCAUCUUCCCUGUCCGCUUCAUUUUUUGGUAUUUGAAAUUCAAAUGUCAUUGCCAGGUAGUAUUUGUUUCGAAGAUUUUUGCGUCAUUUACACAUACCAAAUUAUAUGAAUGUCGAAGCCAGUGUGAACAACACACACAAAUUGAUUAAACAAGAGUAGUUCUUUUUUACCAAAAGUGAAAAAAAUAAAAUAAAAAUCUAGGCACACAUAUACUUACUAUUACAUUACAAUAUGCUUAGGAAAACCAUAAUAAAAUUCUUCAACCAAAAAAAGUGGGAUAACACCUAACUAAUUGAUUUCUCAAUGGUAAACAAGCUUAAAGUUUACUAGUGACAACAUGAGUGGCCAUAACAAACAAGGCUUAACUAAAUCCCCAGCAAUUGGAUUUAUUGUUUUGAAGCUCCUCAUGCACCCAACCAGAAGUCCAAAGACAGCAGCACAAACCACCAAGCCGAGCUUAUUCGCCCCGGCCCUAAACACAAUCGGAUCCCACGAUAAGCCUGAAGCAACCGCACCCAAACACAGAAGCAAAGCCGUGGGAUUCCGAUGAAACCCACCCUCAACCCAAACCAACCAGGCAGACAGCCCGAUGAGAGAUGAAGCAACCAAACAAGCCGAGUGCAAAGCCCAAAGCGGCGGAUACCAAAAGGGCUUCUCCAUGGUAGCGUACUUGAUAUUGGAACCGAACAGGGCAAUGUCCAGAAGAGUCAGAGAAAGCGGGAGGCCAACGGCAAGGCCCAGUGAUCGGAGCCCACGCUUGGCCAUGACACUCCUCUUUUGUCCCUUCAUGUGUGCGGGAUCUUGGGCUUCUUUGUGUUCUUGUUCUGUAGUAGUGGCGGUGGUUCUGUGUUUGAGCUGUUGAUCUUCUGAAGAAGAAACAGAAGCCAUGAUGAUGAUGAUGAUGUUGUUGUUGAUGAUGGAUCGAUAGAUGAUUAUUGAUUGAAUGAAAUGUGAGUUUUGGGGAGGUUUUGGCAAACAGUACGAGGAAGAAGUGGAAAGAUCAAAGGUUGGGAGGGAAUUGAGGAGAGUGUUUGACGAUUUUUAUGAGAGAAAAGAUGUGAUUUUUGAGGGAGAUGGGAAGUUUCUUUUUGGAGGGGAUUAAGGAGGACACAUGCCCGGACAGAUGUUUGAAAUGUGUGGGUUGAUAUAACACGUGGGGAAAAGUACUGCCAGCAUUGCAGCUUCUUCAGGAUUUGGUCGUCAUCUCUUUCUGGUUACUUUCCUGAAAUUUUCAUACCUUUUGCUGAUGAGUCAGUGUGGAUUGUAAUGCGGGAUGAUGAUAACUUGUUUUCCAGGGGUGGUAACAACUGAUUAAGAUUUAAAAUCACGAUGGAGUGAGUAAUUGUGAUCUCUCAACAAAGAACAACUGUUACACUCGAACCGUCAGGAAGAAUGUUCAUGUUAUUAUCAUCUAUUUUAAUUUUAAUUGCGG